UCUUCUCUCCUCCCCCACUCCCUUCACUCAUUCCUACUAGUAGCUGAAAAGAAAGAGAAGCAUUACCAGCUUGCAGAAGGAAACUACAACCCCAUCGAUCUCCAUGGAAAUCUACGGUGACCUCGAGGCCGGCUGCCUCAGCCACUCCGUCUCGCCCAUCAAGCCGGCGUCCUCGCCGAGGAAGCCCGGGCCUGGCCGGCUCUUCUGCGACCCCUGCGACGACGCCGACGAGCUCCUCGGCCGCCACCACUACCUGGACAUCUGCUUCAGCUGCCGGAAGCUCCUCGCCGAGAACAAAGACAUCUUCAUGUACAGAGGUGACACGCCCUUCUGCAGCGAGGAGUGCAGGCAGGAGCAGAUCGAGAUCGACGAGGCGAGGGAGAAGCGGUCGAAUCAGACCGGGAGGGCGGAGGAGCAGCGGCAGAGGCAGCAGCGGAAGCAGAGCACCCCGAGGAUCCCGGUGUGGGCGUGGUAGCCAGGGCGGUUUUCCGGCGACCAAGCCGAGCGUAGGAUUUUCAUCUUUUUAGCAAGCAGUUCGUGAACAAAAGCUCGACGAUGAGUUGGGCGGUCCAGGUCCAGAUCUUAUGCCGUCCCCUGAACCGCAGCGAUCUCCGAAGAUGGAGAAGAAGAGUUUGUUUUGUGGGUGGAUUAUCACUGGUUUUUUGUUCUUGCGUCGCGUAAGGUGUACUAUAAUCUGUCGAUAUGAAAGAAAGGGAGAGGCAUAACAGAAGCUCUCUCAAUUUUCUCAUCA
Molecule: messenger RNA, 751 nt
Organism: Hordeum vulgare subsp. vulgare (domesticated barley)
Lineage: Eukaryota; Viridiplantae; Streptophyta; Magnoliopsida; Poales; Poaceae
Product: FCS-Like Zinc finger 3-like
Exons: 2
Coding region: 104-475 (123 amino acids)
Source: RefSeq, a predicted model, not a curated record